Molecule: messenger RNA, 1283 nt
Organism: Punica granatum (pomegranate)
Lineage: Eukaryota; Viridiplantae; Streptophyta; Magnoliopsida; Myrtales; Lythraceae
Source: RefSeq, a predicted model, not a curated record
CCGCGGGGCGUGUGGAGCGAUUUAGGGUUGCAUGUGAAGCCAAAAGAUUGAUCGGAGCUCGCGAAGAAUCCUAAAAAACCGAUCUCCGGCGAGGCUAGUUCUGCUCAGGAUCUUAUGCCGUAAGCUCUGGUUCGACCUCCAGCUUGUAUGAGAGUGCUCGGGAAGGAUUGCUCCGAACUGUGCAGUGCUGGAAUCGAUGGAGAAUUGCGGGGAUGCGUGCGACAGAGAGGGAACAGCGGCCGCUUCCUCAGCACCGAGCGGCUCAGAAUACCGAUUAUUCGGCCGGCAGUCCACGAUUCACCAGUGCAUGGGCGGUGGUCUUGCUGCUGAUGUACUAUUAUGGAAGCGGUGGCGUGUUUCUUUUGGCAUCAUCAUUGUCGCAACAGCUGCGUGGAUCACCUUUGAGCGCUCAAGAUUAUCUUUCUUGUCGAUCUGUUCAGAUGUCUUGCUGAUCUUGAUCGUGCUGCUGUUCUUGCGCGCAAAUUAUGCAGUUAUUCGAGAUAAACAACUUCCAGAAUUACCGGAGUUGGUUUUAUCAGAGGAGAUGGUUAAUAACGCGGCAGCAUCAUUUCGUGUCAAAAUCAAUAGUCUAUUGCUUAUGGCCCACGAUAUCACCCUUGGGAAAGAUUUUAGACUGUUUUUCAAGGUAGUAGUCUGCCUGUGGCUUUUGUCUGUCAUUGGCAGCUUCUUCUCAUUCUUCACACUUGCAUAUAUUGGUACGGUAAUAUCCAUCACAGUCCCUGCCAUGUACAAUAGGCAUGAAGAACAUGUGGACAAGUGUUUUGGGAUACUCCACAGGAAAUUCUCGAGACACUACAAAAUAGUCGACGAGAGUUUCAUUAACAGACUCCCAAGAAGCUUAUCAAUAAAGGAGAAAAGCAUGUAAAUCCUGCAACUGGGUCCCCAAUCCCCAUUACUUCUGCGGGAGUUGGCCCUGCAGUUUUAAACAUUGUGUGAAUAUUUGAAGCGAGGGUCCACCUAACUUGCCAGAAGUAGUCGAGGAACAUCUUGUGGAGCUGCCUAUGAGUAUUAUUACAUUUAUGUGUGCUUUCUGAGCUUCUCCUUGUCAGGAGGAACAAGGUUGUGGAGAGAGAAUUCAUCAAAAAAAAAAAAAAAGUUGUGGAGAGAGCAUUUGUAGUAUAGAUGACAAACAGUGCUGGGAUUAGGAUCAUGAUUUUUAAGGUGGGAUUUCUUCUUUCUGGUGAAAUCCUCAGGUGGGUGAACAACAAUUCUAAAAAAUCGUGCCAUCAUACUUUUCCAUAUCCAUAUUUUUAUUCCACGAA